AUGGACUCUAAAUGGAUAGCAGAAAGAGAUGCAGAAGCUGUUAAAAUUUUAACUGAUAACAAUUCUAUAAAUAAAGAUAGACGGUAUUAUCAUAUCCGUGAAAAAUUUGAACUAAUAGAGGUAGCUGGCGUUCGACGAGUUCGACGAAAGCGCGAUCAACGCAUUAUGGCAGUAGUUAAAAAUUUCACUAGUAUUAUUCGUGAUAUGCAUGUGGCCAGUGGAUAUAAAGGUGAAACAAAAACACACAAGAAAAUAAUGGAACACUAUUCUAAUAUUACAAUGGCUGCUGUAAAAGCUUACAUUGCUAAUUGUGAAAGAACACUUAACCAAAUUUUCAAUUUUCAAUUGAAAUGCAAAAAGGCUUCGGAAGUGGCCAAAGAAUUAUUAAACAUAUUUUUGACGUUUGGUGCCCCUCACGUUCUGCAGUCCGAUAAUGGUCGCGAAUUCACAGCCGAUAUUAUAACUGAAUUAGCAUCAUUGUGGCCCGAUCUAAUACUAGUAAAUGGUCGGCCACGUUAUCCACAAAGCCAAGGAUCUGUAGAAAGAGGUAAUUGUACGUUGAAGGAUUCACUGGUGGCGUGGAUGCGAGAUAAUAAAACUGCGGCGUGGAGUUACGGCAUCGCCUUUGUACAAUGGGGUGUUAAUACGACAUAUCACGAAGCUAUAAAAAUGACUCCAUACGAAGCAGUCUUUGGUCAAAAACCACGGAUAGGACUGGCAACAAAAGUACCUCGACAGUUGGUAGAAAAUAUAAUGACAGGUACAUUGGAAGAGGAUAUACUGAAAAUGCUUUUAAAUGAGGACAAAGAGGACAAUGAGGACGUACAAGUACUCAAUACUGAAACAAUAGAUUUAGAGCGUACGCAAGAUACAGAAGAAGUAUUAGAAACUACUACUGCGUGCUCGCAGCAUAAUAUUAUUCCAGAAAAUAAAAUAGAACAAAAACUCGAGAAAUUAAUAAAGACCACGCAAAAAAUUUUGGAUAUUGAAAGUGACACCGACAAACUCAAAAUUUAA
Rhopalosiphum maidis (corn leaf aphid) is the source of this 1017-nucleotide messenger RNA. Its product is annotated as KRAB-A domain-containing protein 2-like. The coding region runs from base 1 to 1017 and encodes 338 amino acids. Lineage: Eukaryota; Metazoa; Arthropoda; Insecta; Hemiptera; Aphididae. The transcript has 4 exons. Gene Ontology annotation, biological process: DNA integration. Gene Ontology annotation, molecular function: nucleic acid binding. The record is from RefSeq and is a predicted model, not a curated record.